CAAGACGGCAAUGAAAUAUGGACACGCCCACGGAGUCGGCAAACAGAAAUGUGUGUUUACUAACUUUAGGUGACGUUACGGAUGGACAGCUUGAGAAUAUAAGUAAAGAACACUGUUAUAGCAGAGGUCUAAAACAUAAAUACUUGGAACUACAUGAUGAUGUAGAUGGUCAACAAGAACAUAACCAGUCUUUGUCACCAGAUGAUUGCUUUGAUGACAACUAUGAUGCAUGUCAAUCAGAGAUUGAAAGUGAAAAAGAUGAGGAUGAGGAAGAAGAGGAGGGGGCUCUUGGAGGUCGCAGGAUUGUAGAGUUGAGUGUUUUGGCUGCAAAAUUAGAUGAAGGCUGCAGUAAUUGCUCUGCAGAGCUAAAACUUUCAUCCUGUGUUGGAGAAACCAGAUAUGGCCUAGGCAGUCUCCUCAAAAUCCAUUGCAAUAAUUGCAAUGAAAUUAAUAAUGUACCUACUGGCAAGAGACAUUGUCAAAAUACAUGGGAUAUUAAUACAACAUUGGGUGCAGGUAUUAUAUUAACUCUAUUGAUUGAUAGAUAA
This is a messenger RNA of Magallana angulata, 548 nucleotides long. RefSeq lists its product as uncharacterized. The coding region runs from base 18 to 548 and encodes 176 amino acids. NCBI's taxonomy places the organism in Eukaryota, Metazoa, Mollusca, Bivalvia, Ostreida, Ostreidae. The transcript has 4 exons. The record is from RefSeq and is a predicted model, not a curated record.